GCCAGCACCACCCAAUCGAGCCUCCACCACCACCACAUACCGUCCCCUUUGACCGGAAUGAUUGUUUAACGGUCGGCUCCAACAGCUGAGCCGGGUAGAUCCUAUCAUUGCACAUUCUCCCACGGGGAUCUACUUUUUGCACGCCGAACAUCAACCGAAACGAAGCAUUGCAUUGUCCCAAGAUCUAUCACCACCACCACCACCACCACCACCACCACUACCGCGAUCAUGGAUAUCCACCGCUGCCGUUUCGUGCCUUACAACCCACAGGCGAUUAAUGCGCUGUCCUUCUCCCACCCGCCCUCCGCCGAACUCGCAGGUCGAGGUGUCCCUACCCUCCGCCUCGCCAUCGGUCGCGCAAAUGGCGAUAUCGAGAUCUGGAACCCCCUACGCGGCGCCUGGUUCCAGGAGACGGUACUCCGCGGAGGCAAAGAUAGAAGCAUCGAGGGACUUGUCUGGACGCUUGAUCCCCCUGAGCCCGGUCCCGAUGGCUCCAAGUUGCCCGGCCGUCUGCGCCUGUUCAGCAUCGGAUACUCGACUGCCGUGACGGAGUGGGAUCUGGAACAGGGUCGUCCCCUACGCCACUCGAGUGGAAACUAUGGCGAGAUCUGGUGUCUGGCUGCUCAGCCGAGGUGGCAGGCGACGCGCGGGAAGGAUGGCAAGUUGUUGCCUCCGGCGGAGGGAGAGUUCACGGGUCAGCAUCUGGCUGCGGGGUGUGCGGAUGGAUCGAUUGUGAUUCUGUCGACGGCGGAUAAUGAUCUCAAGUUCUUGCGGAUCAUGCGCCCGUCGACGAAGCGGUCGAGGGUGCUGAGUGUUACGUUCCAGAAUAGGAAUACCCUCGUUGCGGGCUAUGCGGAUAGUUCGAUUCGGCUCUACGAUAUCAGGAGUGGACAGCUCCUGCGCACGAUUUCCCUGGGUAAGGGUUUGGCAGGUGGAUCGAAGGAACUGCUGGUGUGGUCCGUCAAGUGUCUGCCUGAUGGGACCAUUGUCUCGGGUGACUCGGCUGGUGAAAUUCGCUUCUGGGAUGCCAAGAAUUAUGCCCUGAUUCAGCGCCUGCAGGGCCAUGUGGCGGAUACGUUGGAUAUUGCUGUGAGCGCGAAUGGAGAUACGGUGGUCAGUGGUGGUGCGGACCAGAGGACGGUCGUCUACCGGAAGAAGGACGGCGAGAAGGGUGAUAAGAAGGCCAGAUGGGCUGAGGUCAUGCAUCGCCGUUACCACACCCACGACGUGAAGACGUUCGCCGUGUACGAGACGAGGGAUAUCAGCAUCGUUGUGUCUGGAGGACCUGACGCUGCACCGGUCGUCCUGCCCCUGCGCGAAUUCGGAAAGGAGCACCACAGAAAGCUGGCUAGCUUGCCUCAAAUACCCCAGCUCGCCUCCUCUCCUUCGUCUCGCCUUGUGAUGAGUUUCUGGGAUAGGGAAGUGAGCAUCUGGCGUCUGCACCGUGGUCCUACGUCGCACGAGAACACCGAUGGCCAGCGUCAUCGGUUGGUUGGCAAGGUUCUGAUUCAGGGAGAAGAGAACAUCACAUCAGCCAUGCUCUCCGCGGACGGAAAGAUCCUCGUCGUUGCCACGAUAUCCACCAUCAAGCUGUUCUCCGUGCGGCGUCGCAAGGGCGACGAGAAGGGAACUCUGCGCAUACAAAAAUUGGACGUGCCGAAGGCUCUCGCGGAGGAUGGAGCCCGCGUGGUGGCCGUCGCUCCCAACGGUCAAUGGGUUUGCGUCGUCCGUCCCAACAGUGCCAUGUACCUGGCCAGAAUCAAGCCGGCUUCGACCGCGCAGGAGAAGCCCCAUAUCCUCUCCCAGCUUGUCAAGCUUAACCGGGCUACCCGCCACACUCGUUUUGAGAAGGCAUCCCAUGGUACCUUGGGCGACUAUGAGAGAACCGUCCGCUGUGUCGUGUUCUCCGACGACAGCAAGGUCCUGGCAUCCGGCGAUCUCUCCGGCUGUGUUGAUACAUGGUCGCUUCAGAAGGCAGAGGAUGCCCCCAAGAAGCACAACGGUGCUGCUGAAUCAGACGACGAAUCUUCCGACGACGAAGACCAACCAGUGAUCGAAGGUGAGCGCUGGCACCACGCCGCCGAGGAGUCUCCCAUUCCUCGUCUCAAGUCCGGUGUCGUCCUCCUGUCAUUCCGUCCUCCCAACCCAGCCAAGACCAACCUCCUCACGAACGGUGCCGCAAAGGACGAACACCGCUUGAUGGCCCUCACAAGCGAGCACCAGCUCGUCGAAUUCGACGCCGUCGAAGGCAAACUGUCCGACUGGUCCCGGAGAAACCCGAAGGCCUUCCUUCCCGCAGAGUUCCGUGGCGUCAAGGACCGCGCCAUGGGCUGCGUCUGGGACCUGUCGGCCGCCCGCGAACGCCUCUGGCUCUACGGCUCCUCCUGGCUAUGGAUGUUCGACCUGAACCAAGACUUCCCCUCUCCCGAAGAACUCGACGCCUCCGCAGACAACCACGAAGACCUCAACGCCUCCACACACUCCAAGAAGGCCAACCAAAAGCGCAAGCGCGACCCCUUCGAUGAGGACGACAACGGCCGCAAAAAGCCCAACAGCGGUGCCGGUGACCGCAUAUCCCUCGCGCAAUCCGACAUCUUCUUCGGCGCCAAGAUGCGCAAGAUCGUCGGCCCCGACGAAUCCCAAGCCGAAUGGAUCUCCCUCGACAAGGAACGUCCUCGGCCCGCCAACGGCGGCAACGACGACGACGAAGCCUACGACUACGACGAAGCAUACACCGCCACCAACGACGUCGCUCUCGCCCGCCUCCGUCGAGAAAGACAAUUCAUCGAAACCAGCACCCCCCUGAAACGCGUCUCCAUCGGUGGCAAACAGGAUAAACUCCUCUCCCUGACCCCCGGUCCUGACUUCGACACCCCCUCCCAGAAACAACUCGUCCACACCGGCGAUCAGAAAUCCCAAUCCCAUCCCCCCCACCGUCGCUGGUGGCACACCUACAAGUACCGUGAUAUCCUGGGUAUUGUUCCUCUCGGCUCGGACCCGGACGCCGACCCCGAGAAUCACUUCCUUGAGGUCGCCGUCGUCGAACGCCCCAUGUGGGAUGUCGAUUUGCCGGGUCGGUAUGUUCGGGACUACGCCUAGCCAAUGGAUUUCGUUUUCCGUUUACUAGGUUAAUAUAUCCGGUUUAUUUGUCCGUCUGUGUUUCUCAUCAAAUAGUCGACUUUCCUCUGUACAGAACGUCGUCUCCUUCUUCACCUACCCCAUAUCCCUUCCCCUUUUCCUAGAAUUAUUUCUUCUUUUGUCCCAUCUUAGGAUAUUCUUGGCGAGCAUGAUAGGUUCUUGAAUUAGAUAAAAGUUGUUUUGGAUUGCCCGCUUUUCUUUAAUUGAAUGAAUGGGUAGAUGGGUAGUUUUCUCCCUCUCUCUGCCCCUCAUAACCAGCCGUGUAUUCUGUAUUUUGUUCUGUUAUUGUAGAUGUAGAUACGUCGAUGAGGG
Molecule: messenger RNA, 3450 nt
Organism: Aspergillus ibericus CBS 121593
Lineage: Eukaryota; Fungi; Ascomycota; Eurotiomycetes; Eurotiales; Aspergillaceae
Gene: ura7
Product: small subunit rRNA maturation protein UTP4
Exons: 3
Coding region: 229-3099 (956 amino acids)
Biological process (GO): maturation of SSU-rRNA from tricistronic rRNA transcript (SSU-rRNA, 5.8S rRNA, LSU-rRNA)
Cellular component (GO): small-subunit processome; t-UTP complex; 90S preribosome
Molecular function (GO): protein binding; RNA binding
Source: RefSeq, a predicted model, not a curated record